AUGCUACUCCGAACCAAAUUGCGGCCGAGGGUAUUGCGGCUCACAGCUUAUCGCGCAACCCGUUUCACGUCCGAAAUCCCAUUCAUUCGCAUUCAAGAUGGAACAUUUUACAAGAAAUACCCAACCACCGAAGAUUCGUCCAAUCCACCUCUCUUCCCGAACCUGAACUUCACUCUACCCGCUACACCCGGCUCAAGCAAGGCUCCUCUGCAACACUGGGCUAUUAUUGGUCCAUCUGGCCGAACCGACCUCCUCCAUAUCCUCCAGGGCCAACACAUCUGCAUCCCGCCCAACGCACGUUCAUACCCAUACCUCCUCACGGACGAGAUCGACGAGAAGGACCCACGGUUACGCGUAGUGGAAAAUGCAAUCCAAUAUGUUGGAUUCAGUGGCGAGGGCUCGGGGGCCAUUGGGGGAAUCCGUGGCGCAUAUCUCAGUGCACGCUAUGAGAGCUAUCGGGAGGAAACCGACUGGACUGUGCUGCAAUACUUGCGUGGCCAGACCUCUUUGAACCCGAUGGAGGGCGAGGAGGAAGGCACGCUACAUGAUGAGGAAUUUCUCACCCGGACCUUUCGAAGUCUUGACCUAAGAACUCUGGUCAACUUGCCAGUCUCGAGUCUGAGCAAUGGUCAAACCCGCCGAGCGCGAAUUGCAAAGGCGAUUCUAAGCAAACCAGAGCUAUUGCUUCUUGACGAGCCAUUUAUGGGAUUGGACCCGGUGGCAGUGAGAAAGCUAUCUAAACUUCUUCAUGAGCUAGCGAAGAAAAACGCCCCGCGGCUCAUUUUAGCUCUGCGCCCCCAGGACAAGGUGCCGGACUGGAUCACACAUAUUAUGGUUGUGGGCAAUUCCCAUAAAGUUCUCCUCCAAGGGCCAAGGGCGGCUAUCGAAGACACGCUCAAUGUCUGGAGCUACGUUGCAAAUAAGUCUAAGCCGGACUCGCUGCCCGAACAGCAAACGCAAAUAUUAAACAAAUGCAAAGCAGACUUGAAGACUGGUGUCUUGGACAAAGAACUCCUUGGGGAUUUGGUGGCGCAUACGAAUGAGAUAAAGUCCUCAGAAGUCCAGGCCCCAUUGGGCGGAGAGCCAGUCAUUGAUAUGGAAGGAGUUCGCGUCCAGUAUGGGAACAAGAUAAUACUCGGUAAUUGGCAGCAGAAGGUGAAUGACGAAAAUAAGCAUGGGCUGCACUGGCGAGUUCGUCGGGGCCAACGCUGGGCGAUCCUCGGUCCUAAUGGGUCAGGCAAGACAACCUUACUAUCAAUGAUCACAUCCGACCAUCCGCAGGCGUAUGGGGAGCCCAUUAAACUUUUCGGACGAUCCAGGCUUCCGGAACCUGGCAAACCAGGAAUUUCAAUCUUUGAACUGCAGUCCCGCAUUGGACACUCAUCGCCGGAGAUCCAUGCGUUCUUCCCGCGUCAAUUAUCAAUCCGUGAAGCGCUUGAGACUGCCUACGCCGAGACCUUCCUCUCAAGGCCGAAGCUGAACAUUGAACGAGAUCAAGACAUAUCUGCAGUCCUGCAUUUCUUCAAGCCCCAGCUUGAUCCGAAUUACGUCACGAGCGAGGUGCCAAAAAUAUCGACUGCCGGUCUCCCGCCCCUCGUGAAGCGGUCUCACGUUAGGCUAGAGACAUACGCACUAAUAGAUCACGUUGUUGGGUACGCGGAUGAGAUUCUCUUUGGUGAUCUCACCCCCGCACAACAACGCAUUGUGCUUUUCUGUCGGGCAAUCGUCGCCAGGCCGGACAUUGUUAUCCUCGACGAAGCUCUCUCGGGCCUAUCUGCAACACAGCGUAACAGGUGCUUGCAAUUCUUGGAAAUUGGCCAGAGACCUAAACGCCGUGCCCCUAAUGCCGUACCCCGUUCUCUAGCGGAGUCACAAUUCCGGUACACUGGUCUUACGGAGGAUCAAGCCUUGAUCAUGACUAGCCAUGUGGCUGAGGAGAUUCCUGACAGUGUCCGCUACUACAUGCGACUGCCGUCUCCUGCAGGCACGCGUGUCGAUGCCCUUGAUUUCCGUUUUGGCAUUCUUCAGUCUAAAACUACCCUAAGACAGCCUCAGACCUGGGAGGCAGCCUGGUCUCCUCCAGAGGCUUUCGUCAAGCAUGCCCGCAGGACGUGGCGUCGCAAACAACAUACUUUGCCGGUACAGGAUAUAAGUGAAUUCGAAUGGUGGUCGAUAUAG
Messenger RNA from Penicillium samsonianum, 2178 nucleotides. RefSeq names its product putative ABC transporter. The record is from RefSeq and is a predicted model, not a curated record. The transcript has 2 exons. Gene Ontology annotation, molecular function: ATP hydrolysis activity; ATP binding. Gene Ontology annotation, cellular component: mitochondrion. The coding region runs from base 1 to 2178 and encodes 725 amino acids. NCBI's taxonomy places the organism in Eukaryota, Fungi, Ascomycota, Eurotiomycetes, Eurotiales, Aspergillaceae.